Melanaphis sacchari is the source of this 818-nucleotide messenger RNA. RefSeq lists its product as uncharacterized. The record is from RefSeq and is a predicted model, not a curated record. Lineage: Eukaryota; Metazoa; Arthropoda; Insecta; Hemiptera; Aphididae. Bases 151 to 648 code for a protein of 165 amino acids. The transcript has 3 exons.
AACAGCACAUCAUACCUGUUACAUACAGAUAUCAUUCGAAGCUGCUCCGCCCGGUCAACACCGUCGGAUCCGACUUAUCCAUAGAAAAUAUAUAGCUCCGCUAUAUAACUCGGCAACAGACACUUCAACGUCCACUCCUAUCGAAACAAAAUGGAUUACAGACUGAGCGUUUUGGCAGUUGUGUUAGGAGUGGCAGCAAUUGCACUCUCAGCUGAUGAAAAAUCAUCGACACCUGCACCGGAAGCCGAAGGAACAAUCAGGAUUUACCGCAGGCUAAUACCGGCUGAUGUCCUAAGAGAUUUUCCCGGACUAUGUUUCGCGUCGACCAAAUGCGCCACUGUAGAGCCAGGACACACAUGGGAACUAUCACCAUUCUGCGGCCGUUCUACUUGCGUACAAGGCGAGGGCACCGACAGACUUUUAGAGCUGGUUGAAGACUGCGGUCCAUACCCCAAGUCCAACCCCAAGUGCAAAUUGUCCGAAAAGACCAACAAGACAGCUAGUUUCCCAGACUGCUGUCCUGUGUUCGAAUGCGAACCCGGCGUUAAGCUCGAAUAUCCCGAGCUUACGGUAGUUGAGAACUCAGAAUCAGCUGAUGGCGGCGCUGACAGUACCACCACCACAUCCACAGAAAAGCCCAAAAAAUGAUGAUGAGGAAAAUGUGAAAUAUCUGUUAACCCUCAACCCCUACACUCCCUCGCACUACAGUCAUCAUCCCCACAACAUCGCCCCGCGCACUUCUCAUUAUUAUUAAUAUUGCCUACCUAUAUUUUUUUUAUUUUUUUUUUUAUUUUUUUAACACGACUCACUGUAUACGA